CCAGCAGGUUCCGAGUUGGACCGGCAGCGUUUUGGGAACGUUGGCCCAGAUCAUUCAUACUAUCCAAGUGACUUCCCCACCCGAUAGGCCCGGGAAUUUGAUUCCAGAUAAGAGCUCAUCUCUCUCGCUCUCGUCUCAGUUAGAAUUGAAGCUGGUGUGGUCCUGUUUCUCCACUGCCAUGGCCUCUCACACACCGUCCAUUUUUGUCCACAGUUCCUCUGUGCCCGCAAGGAGAAAAUGUUCUUUUCUUUCAUUCACUCCUCUCCCAUUUACAUCGAGGCUAAGUUGCAGAACACAAAGAAUUUCCAUGGAGAUUUUUUGUAGCCGGAAUCAUGAUGCUCCAGAGGGAUCAUCACAUCAAUGUGAUUCUUCAUUGACUUCAACUUCUCCAGUUUUUUGUGGUGGAAUAAAGGCAAUUUCAAGGUCUGUUGCUGCAGUCCUUCUCCUCCAUAUCUCAUCUUGUGCUCUGGUUGACUUGCAACCAUGGUUUCUUCUUCCUGCAAGGGCAGUGCUUUAUUCACCUGACACCAAGGUUCCCAGGACUGGAGAACUUGCUUUAAGGAAGGCAAUUCCAGCAAAUCCAGUGAUGAAAACUAUGCAGGAGUCAUUGGAGGACAUCUCAUUCUUGUUAAGAAUACCUCAACGAAAGCCUUAUGGGACUAUGGAAGGAGAUGUGAAGAAAACUCUGACGACUGCUGUGAAUGAGAAGCAAUCAAUUUUAGGUAGUGUACCUACUGAGCUGAAGGAGAAAGGUUCACAGCUAUAUGAUUCUCUUGUUAAUGGGAAGGGUGGUCUAAAGGAUCUCAUUGCUUCUAUCAAGGAGAAUGAUCCAGAUAAAAUAUCCAUAACUCUCUCAUCCACCCUAGGGACUAUUUCAGAGCUGGAACUAUUACAGGCUCCAGGUAUAUCAUAUUUGUUGCCUGAGCAGUAUCUCAAAUAUCCAAGGCUUACAGGAAGAGGAAUUGUAGAAUUCAUUGUUGAGAAAGGUGAUGGUUCCACAUUUUCUACUGCAGCUGGCGGUGGACCUCAAAAGCUUGCAACUAUUCAGCUUGUUCUCGAUGGGUAUUCAGCGCCCUUGACUGCAGGGAAUUUUGCCAAAUUGGUAAUUGAUGGGGCAUAUGAUGGGAUCAAACUGAAGUGUACUGAGCAAGCGAUAUUAUCAGAUAACGAGCUUGGGGGUUCAGGUUAUAGCAUACCUCUAGAAAUCAUGCCAUCCGGGCAGUUUGAGCCAUUGUACAAAACCACUCUGGAUGUUCAGGAUGGGGAGCUGCCUGUGCUUCCUUUAUCUGUUUAUGGAGCAGUUGCCAUGGCUCACAAUGCAGACUCUGAGGAAUAUUCAUCUCCAUCCCAAUUCUUCAUUUAUCUUUAUGACAAGAAGAGUGCUGGCCUUGGGGGAUUGUCCUUUGAUGAGGGUCAAUUUUCUGUUUUUGGAUACACGACUGUUGGCAGAGAAAUACUCUCACAGCUUAAAACUGGAGAUGUGAUAAGGUCCGCAAAGCUGGUGCAAGGUCAAGAACGUUUUGUAUUGCCAGUCUCUGAGGGUUGAUGACAUCUUUUUUUAAAUGGUAAUGAGUUCCUUUUUUCUUGUUUUCUGUCAAGUAGUUCUUUGCGUCGACCUUUGUUUUGUGUAUUUCCAGGUCAAGAAUGCCUCGUCCGAGUUGCAUGUAUUGUGAGGUCAAGAAUGCCUUGUCCGUCGAUUUGAGAAUGUAUCCUGACUGAAAGAUAUGGUCAUGCAAAAUGAAUUUUGCUCACA
This is a messenger RNA of Amborella trichopoda, 1753 nucleotides long. RefSeq names its product Cyclophilin-like peptidyl-prolyl cis-trans isomerase family protein. NCBI's taxonomy places the organism in Eukaryota, Viridiplantae, Streptophyta, Magnoliopsida, Amborellales, Amborellaceae. The record is from RefSeq and is a predicted model, not a curated record. Gene Ontology annotation, biological process: protein peptidyl-prolyl isomerization. Gene Ontology annotation, molecular function: peptidyl-prolyl cis-trans isomerase activity.